This is a messenger RNA of Adineta steineri, 1167 nucleotides long. Lineage: Eukaryota; Metazoa; Rotifera; Eurotatoria; Adinetida; Adinetidae. The record is from the annotation of a GenBank genome assembly.
AUGGCUAAUACUUAUUACAUUAAAGUUUACUAUACAAAACAAAAUCAACAACAACCUGAAAUUCGUCGAUUUGCGAUUGAUAUCUCACCCGAAAAUGAUAUUUAUCAAGAAUUAUCUGCAAAGAUUGCAUCAUUUCAAUCGGAUAAUCAAUUAAAAGAUUUUACUCUUCAAUAUAUUGAUGAAGAAAAUGAACGUAUUACAUUCAGUUCAAAUGAUGAAUUACGUUCAGCAAUUGCUUUUAAUAAGGAUGCAAAUACUUUAAAGGUUUUUGUUACAAUCAAUCAAACAGUCCCUCAGCAACAGGAAAAUACAACUAAUCAAGAAUGUCAUGCUGGUGUUACGUGUGAUGGUUGUAAUGGUCCAAUUACUGGAUUUCGUUACAAAUGUUUUGUUUGCCCAAAUUAUGAUUUAUGUGAAAAAUGUUCAUCAGCCGGUAUUCAUUCGGAACAUAAUAUGAUUAAAAUAACCAAAUCAGGAAGUUUUCCUCAUACAAUUGGUUCACAACAAAAUAGUUUUCAUGGUCGUCGUCAACGUCGUACACCACCAUUUGUACCAAAUGGUCAAUUUAUUGAACAAAUUCAAGCUCAAAUUCCUCAAUGGUUACCUAAUCAACAAAAUACUGCUCUUUUUCGUGCUCAUAUGCAACAUCAUCUUGAUUCAAUAAAAGCUAAUACACAAACACAUAUGCAAAAUUCAAAACAAUAUCUUGAAAGUGUUGGACAAUAUUUACAAAAAACAUUAUCACCAUUUGGUAUUGAUUGUGAAUAUCAUGUUGAUGAACAAACAACUUCAACAAACCAACAAGAAGAACAAGUUCCAACAGAAAAUCAACAAGAAGAACACGUUCCAACAGAGAAUCAAGACGAACAAGUUCCAGUAGUUGAAACUGAUUCUACACAUGAACCAGAUGCUGUACCAAAAUAUACAAAUUUAACUACAAUUAUUAAUAAUAAUGAAGAACAAACUGCAAGUGCAUCAGUACCAGUAGUUGAAGAAUCAACAAAAAUAACAAAUCCAUUAGAAAAAGCAAUUGAUGAAUGCUUAGAAAAAAUGAAGGCAAUGGGUUUUACGGAUAGCAAUGGUGCAUUACGUGAACUUGUUCGUUCAAAACAAGGUGAAAUUAAUGCAGUACUCGAUGCAAUUAAUCCGCGUCAUUAUCAAUCGUAA